This is a messenger RNA of Stomoxys calcitrans (stable fly), 6230 nucleotides long. It is a transcript of the gene Mi-2, whose product is annotated as chromodomain-helicase-DNA-binding protein Mi-2 homolog. Gene Ontology annotation, biological process: chromatin remodeling; negative regulation of transcription by RNA polymerase II. The record is from RefSeq and is a predicted model, not a curated record. The transcript is spliced from 6 exons. Gene Ontology annotation, molecular function: ATP-dependent chromatin remodeler activity; DNA binding; chromatin binding. Bases 170 to 6136 code for a protein of 1988 amino acids. Gene Ontology annotation, cellular component: nucleus; chromatin. NCBI's taxonomy places the organism in Eukaryota, Metazoa, Arthropoda, Insecta, Diptera, Muscidae.
ACACGAGAGACCGUCUCUCCGUCCUUUGUGUAAAGAAUAAAUUCAUAUUAUUAUUAGCGUCUGUCAGAGUCUGUAAGUUGAAGUGAGCUAAAGUGUGUAAGUCCGUUACUGAAAUAUAUUGCAAGUGAUUGUGUUGAUUUCACUAGAAAAUCUUUAUCAAACAUAGACAAUGGCUUCCGAAGAUGAAAAUGAUGAAACUGUCCAAGAAGAGGAGGAGGCCGCUGAUGAUACUGCACAACAAGCUGAACUAUCCAAUGAUUCAGACGCACCAUUGAAACCAAAUAAUGAUGAGGAUGAUGAUUAUGAUCCCGAAGAUACCCGCAAAAAGAAGAAGGGUAAAAAACGCAAGACAAAAAAAGGCGAGGAGAAGGGACGUAAGAAAAAGAAGCGUAAGAAGAAUGAGAGUGAAGAGGAAAGCGAUUUUAUGCAACAUGAUGAUGAUGCAGAAUAUGCAAACACAUCUUCGUCCUCGAAGCGUGGACGAAAACGUAAGGAAGCCGAGAAAUCCAGCAAAGAAAAAGAAUCUUCUUCAUCUGGAAUGCCUUCUGUAGAAGACGUUUGCUCAGCCUUCAAUGUCACUGACGUCGAUAUAGAAUAUACCGAUGCUGAAUUGCAAACUUUAACAACUUACAAAGCUUUCACCCAACAUGUAAGGCCGAUCCUUCAAAAGGAAAAUUCUAAAGUUCCCGCACCUAAGCUUAUGAUGCUGGUGGCAGCAAAAUGGCGUGAAUUUUGCGAUGCUCAUCCCCAGUUGCAAACUGAUCAACCUCGCAGUGAAGAAGCUGAUGAGCCUAGAUCUUCAAGGUCAUCGCGAAAUGAAAAGCCUGAUGACUUGUAUGAAGAGGAGGAGGAAGAGGAAGAAGAGGAGGAGGAAAAGGAAUCUUCCUCAAGUGGCCGUCGUAAACGUGGUGGCCGGGGACGCGGUAAAAAAGGACGUCGUUCUGGAAAAGUUCCCACAUUAAAAAUUAAAUUUGGCAAACGCAAACGUGGUAGUUCUGAUGAAGACCAAGAUGCUUCAGGAGCCUCCGAAAGAGAUUCCGAUUUGGAAUUUGAGAAAAUGUUGCAGAAAUCCGAUGACAGUGCCGAUGAUAUACCUAAUACAUCUUCGGCUGCCGUAUCUACAACAGCGGCCGGAUCAACGGCGGAUGGUCAAGCGGCCAACAAUGAUGAUGGCACUCCUGUGGUAAAGAAAAAGGCCAAGGUUAAGAUCGGCAAUAAGUUCAAAAAGAAGAAGAAGCUUAAAACCACAUCUCGCUUUCCCGAUGGUGAGGAGGGUGAACACGAGCACCAGGAUUAUUGCGAAGUUUGCCAGCAGGGUGGUGAGAUUAUUCUUUGUGAUACGUGUCCCCGCGCCUAUCAUUUGGUUUGUUUGGAACCAGAAUUGGAAGAACCACCGGAAGGCAAAUGGUCCUGUCCUCACUGUGAAGCCGAUGGUGGUGCCGCCGAAGAAGACGACGAUGAUGAACAUCAAGAAUUUUGCCGAGUAUGCAAAGAUGGAGGCGAGCUCUUGUGCUGUGACUCAUGUCCAUCGGCAUACCAUACAUUCUGUUUGAAUCCUCCUUUGGACACCAUUCCAGAUGGCGAUUGGAGAUGUCCACGCUGCAGUUGUCCCCCGCUAAAAGGCAAGGCGGAAAAGAUAAUCACCUGGAGAUGGACCGAACAACAGGAAGCUUCAACUUCAAAGAAGCCCAAAGCGACACGAUCACGAGAAUAUUUUGUGAAAUGGCACAACAUGUCUUAUUGGCAUUGUGAAUGGGUACCAGAAAUUCAAAUGGAAGUUCACCACCCCCUUAUGAUUAGAUCUUUCUCACGUAAAUACGAUAUGGAAGAGCCUCCUAAAUUUGAAGAAACCCUAGACGAAGCCGAUUCGCGUUAUGUGCGCAUACAAAGACACAAGGCUAAAGGCGGUAUCCAGGUCGAGGACGAGGAUGAGCAAUACAAAAAGGAUUUAGAGGAACGAUUUUAUAACAACGGUGUAAAGCCUGAAUGGUUGAUUGUGCAGCGCGUGAUCAACCACCGUACAGCUAGGGAUGGCACUACCAUGUUUUUGGUAAAAUGGCGUGAUUUACCCUACGAUAAAUCUACAUGGGAAGACGAGUCUGAUGAUAUACCUGGCAUUAAACCAGCUAUCGAUUAUUACUUAGAUUUGAGGGCCAUGUGUACUUCGGAGCAGCGUCUUAACAAAAAGAAGAAAGGGCGCAAGAGUAAAGCCAAAGAUUUGGAAGAUGAAGAUCGUCAGGUGAGACAUUUCACGCCACCACCGGAGAAACCCACCACCGAUUUAAAAAAGAAGUACGAAGGUCAGCCACAAUUUUUGGACACGACAGGCAUGCAACUGCAUCCUUAUCAAAUAGAGGGUAUCAACUGGUUACGUUACUCAUGGAGUAAUGGAGUGGAUACCAUAUUGGCCGAUGAAAUGGGUUUGGGUAAAACCAUUCAAACCGUAACGUUUUUAUACUCUCUUUAUAAAGAAGGUCAUUGCAAGGGUCCCUUCCUGGUAGCCGUACCCCUCUCAACUAUUAUCAACUGGGAAAGAGAGUUUGAGCUUUGGGCUCCGGAUUUCUAUUGUAUUACCUAUGUGGGUGACAAGGACUCCCGUGCUGUCAUCCGGGAGAAUGAAUUGUCCUUCGAAGAAGGUGCCAUACGAGGGAGCAAGGUUUCCCGAUUGAGAACCAAUCAAUACAAGUUCAAUGUUUUGCUUACAAGCUACGAAUUGAUAUCCAUGGACGCUGCAUGUUUGGGCUCAAUCGAUUGGGCAGUGUUGGUUGUGGACGAGGCUCACCGUCUGAAAUCCAAUCAGAGUAAAUUCUUCCGAAUUUUAAAUUCCUAUAACAUUAGCUAUAAGCUGUUGCUGACCGGCACUCCAUUGCAAAAUAAUUUAGAAGAACUUUUCCAUUUGCUCAACUUUUUAUCGGGGGAUAAGUUUAACGACUUGACUGCUUUCCAGAAUGAAUUCGCUGACGUUUCCAAGGAGGAACAAGUCAAACGUUUGCACGAAAUGCUUGGGCCACACAUGCUGCGUCGCCUCAAAGCUGAUGUUUUGAAGAAUAUGCCCUCCAAAUCCGAAUUCAUUGUACGCGUUGAGCUUUCGGCUUUGCAGAAAAAGUUUUACAAGUUUAUUUUAACCAAAAACUAUGAAGCUCUUAACUCGAAGAGCGGAGGAAACUCUUGUUCCCUAGUGAAUGUUAUGAUGGAUCUGAAAAAGUGUUGUAAUCAUCCAUAUUUAUUCCCCUCAGCAGCCGAAGAAGCUACUACCACCACGGGUGGGUUGUACGAGAUACAAUCCCUUACCAAGGCUGCCGGCAAGUUGGUAUUGCUUUCAAAAAUGUUGAAACAGUUGAAGGAUCAAGGACAUCGUGUUUUGAUUUUCUCCCAAAUGACAAAAAUGUUGGAUAUCUUGGAAGAUUUUCUUGAAGGCGAGGGCUAUAAGUACGAACGUAUUGAUGGUAGCAUCACCGGUAAUUUGAGACAGGAAGCCAUCGAUCGUUUUAAUGCUCCAGGAGCCCAGCAAUUUGUAUUUUUGCUAAGUACACGCGCCGGUGGCUUGGGUAUUAACUUAGCGACUGCGGAUACCGUUAUCAUUUACGAUUCUGAUUGGAAUCCCCAUAACGAUAUACAGGCGUUUUCCAGAGCCCAUCGUAUCGGCCAAGCCAAUAAGGUGAUGAUUUAUCGUUUCGUCACCCGCAACUCUGUGGAGGAAAGAGUGACCCAAGUAGCCAAACGCAAAAUGAUGUUGACCCAUUUGGUUGUAAGACCUGGUAUGGGCGGCAAAGGUGCAAAUUUCACCAAACAAGAACUGGACGACAUUCUGCGCUUCGGUACCGAAGACCUCUUCAAGGAAGAUGACAAGGAGGAAGCAAUCCAUUACGAUGAUAAAGCUGUUGCUGAAUUGUUGGAUCGUUCCAAUAAAGGCAUAGAAGAAAAAGAAUCGUGGGCCAAUGAAUAUCUGUCUUCCUUUAAGGUGGCUUCGUAUGCCACCAAGGAAGAAGAGGAGGAGGAAGAAACGGAAAUCAUUAAACAAGAGGCGGAAAAUUCGGAUCCUGCAUAUUGGGUUAAACUUUUGCGUCAUCAUUACGAACAGCACCAAGAAGAUGUGUCUCGCACUCUGGGUAAGGGCAAACGUGUGCGUAAGCAAGUUAAUUAUACCGACGGUGGCGUUGUGCCGGCUGAGUCUACGCGCGACGAUAAUAACUGGCAAGACAACAACUCCGAGUAUAAUUCAGAUUAUUCAGCGGGCUCCGAGGAGGAUGGUGGAGAUGACGACUUCGAUGAGCAAAAUGGAGCCGAAGGUGGCCGCAAAGCCCGUAGACGUGUGGAACGCAGGGACGAUCGUCCAUUGGCACCACUUUUGGCCCGUGUGGGUGGUAAUAUCGAAGUCUUUGGUUUCAAUUCGAGGCAAAGGAAGAGUUUCCUCAAUGCUAUAAUGCGUUAUGGUAUGCCACCGCAAGAUGCUUUUAAUUCCCAAUGGUUGGUACGUGAUUUACGUGGUAAAUCGGAGAGAAACUUCAAAGCCUAUGUUUCACUCUUUAUGAGACAUUUAUGCGAGCCGGGUGCCGAUAAUGCAGAAACAUUUGCCGACGGCGUUCCUCGAGAGGGCUUAUCAAGGCAGCACGUCUUGACCCGAAUCGGAGUUAUGUCUUUGAUACGCAAAAAAGUUCAAGAGUUUGAGCACAUCAACGGCUACUACAGUAUGCCCGAAUUGAUAUUGAAACCUUGUGAACCAGUUAAAAGUAACAUUAAGGAAGAUUCAGAUUUGGCUACAGGAGGUGGCGUAAAUAAACCAGAAGAUAAAAGCGCAACCACCAGCACAAGUGCAACACCCGCAACAAGUGCUGCUCCUAGUCCUGCUCCAGUAGAAAAAUCUGAGGAGAAGUCCGUCUCUGAAGACAUCAAGAAAGAUUCCACGGAAAAUGAAGAAAAGAAAACAAUCGAGGAUGGCGAAAAGAAAGAAGAAAAGUUAGAUGUCUCGUGCGAAACUACUUCAGACUCCCUUAAGAAAGAGCAAGGCGAAAAAGAAAAGGAAGCCGAAAACAAAACACCAAAAGACGAAACCCCCGAGUCUGCGACUCUCAAGAAAGAGCAUUCAGAUGGUGGCGACAUCAAGGAAGAAAAGAAGGGCGAUGAUGCCAAGAGCGAGGAUUUAAAACCUAAAGAUGAAACUAUAAACAAAACUGAAAUUAUCGAUGAUGAUGAUGAUGAUGUUCUCAUUAUUAAAGACGAUGGUGAAGUAGAAAAGCCAAACACUUCUCAAAAUGCAAAUAAAUCUUUGGCCCUCUUGGAUAAUAAGGACUCUAAGGAGAAUAUAAACAAACCGAAAAUCGAAGAGAGCUUAGAAGUAUUAAAACGUAAGUUUAUGUUCAACAUUGCCGAUGGCGGUUUUACUGAGCUUCAUACCCUAUGGCUUAAUGAGGAGAAGGCUGCAGUGCCCGGACGCGAAUAUGAGAUAUGGCAUCGCCGUCACGACUAUUGGCUUUUAGCCGGCAUUGUCACACACGGCUACGGACGUUGGCAGGAUAUACAAAACGACAUACGCUUCGCUAUCAUAAAUGAACCAUUCAAAAUGGAUGUUGGCAAGGGAAAUUUCUUAGAAAUUAAAAAUAAAUUCUUAGCCAGGCGAUUUAAGCUACUCGAACAAUCUCUAGUAAUUGAAGAACAACUAAGGAGGGCUGCUUUCUUAAAUCUUGCCCAAGAUCCCACACAUCCGGCGAUGUCAUUGAAUGCCCGUUUUGCCGAAGUCGAAUGUUUGGCUGAAUCACAUCAACAUUUGAGCAAGGAAUCAUUGGCUGGGAAUAAACCCGCCAAUGCUGUACUCCACAAAGUACUGAAUCAAUUGGAAGAAUUGCUAUCCGAUAUGAAGAGCGACGUUUCAAGAUUGCCAGCGACUUUGGCACGUAUACCACCCGUUGCCCAAAGGCUACAGAUGUCGGAAAGAUCGAUUUUAUCACGUUUGGCGGCAACAGCAGGCAAUGCCAACAAUGCAGCUCAGUUGAUGGCCCAAUUUCCAGCUGGCUUUCAAGGCACUGCAUUACCUGCAUUUUCAGGCGGACCAGCUGGUAACUUCCACACAUUCCGGCCACAGUUUUCUGUACCCGGUCAACUAUCAGCCAACAAUGCGUCGAAUAUUGGUGGAAACUAAUUUAUUAUCUUUUAAUAAAUAUAUAUUAAAUACCUACUUAUAUACAUAUAUAUUUGCUUGCGACGAAAUAAAUUUUACUAAAUAUUACAAUUCA